AUGGCUGUGAAAUACGUGGAGAGCGGGGCACAGGCGGUGCCCAUUCUCUACGACUGGAGCGACCAAGAGCUGACCCAGGCCUUCCACUCGGUGAACGGCGUGCUCUUGACUGGCGGGGAUCUGGACAUUGCUGAUGCCUCCCCUGAAGCUGCCCAGUACAUGCACGCAGCCUCUCUGCUGCUGCAGCUGACGGUGAACAGCAGCCAGGCCGGGGAUCUUGUGCCGCUAUGGGGCACCUGCUUGGGCUUGCAGACCCUGGCUGUGGCGCAAGCAGGCAACAGCUCCGUCCUGGAGACCUUCAAGUUCGACACCAAGGACUACUCGCUGCCUGUUGAGCCCGCCGCGGCCGCUUGGACCUCGCGCCUGCUGCGCCAACUGCCCGCAGACCUGCGCAGGGCGCUGAUCCAAGAAAACAUCACCUAUAACUACCACCACGACGGGGUGUCCCCAGAAGCCUUCCAGAAGAACCAGCGGCUGGCAGAGAUGUUUUCAGUGCUGGCGACCAACAAGGACAGACAUGGCAGCCGCUUCGUGUCUGCCAUCGAGGGCCGACAUCAUCCCAUUUACGCGGUGCAGUUUCACCCGGAGCGUUCGCUGUACUACUGGGACGCCGACGAGCAGGGGAUCAACCAUUCUCAGCACGCCGUCGAGGUGAUGCGCUACUUCGCCGACUUCUUCAUCUCCGAGGCCCGGAAGAACUCGCACCGCUUCACUUCCAAGGCGGCGGAGCGCAAGGCGUUGAUCUACAACUAUGCGCCACUUGGGCGCAGCAGCUACCAGUCCUACGUCUUCCCUGCGGCCUCCGAGAUGGAUUGGAGAACCAGCUGGCCACGAGACGCCAGCGAGACGAUGCUGGUCUGA
Molecule: messenger RNA, 861 nt
Organism: Effrenium voratum
Lineage: Eukaryota; Dinophyceae; Suessiales; Symbiodiniaceae
Source: the annotation of a GenBank genome assembly